GGAAGUUCUCUUAGUUUUGUAUUUUUAAAUUCGUAAACUUCAAUUUGAUUGCAUUUAAGUGCUUAUUGCAAGUAUUUUUAGAUAACAGAAGCAUUUGGACUGAAGCUGUUAAAUUGACAUUUAAACAUAUGCGUUUUUUAAGAAUUUUUUUAAAUACUCGUUAAAUAAAUAAAUAUUUAUGGGACUGUAAAUAUAAAUUAGAGUUCAAAGAGUUCUGACAAAAUGACAACAAAUGGAAAUUCGUUUAUAGUGCCGGUGGAAAAGGAGUCACCACUGAUAUUUUUUGUCAAUGGGAAAAAGGUUAUUGAUCCCACACCCGAUCCGGAAUGCACAUUACUCACAUACUUGCGCGAAAAACUGCGUUUGUGCGGCACGAAAUUGGGUUGUGGCGAAGGCGGCUGUGGCGCCUGUACAGUUAUGUUGUCGCGCGUUGAUCGUGCCACAAACAGUGUGAAACACCUGGCGGUGAAUGCUUGCCUAAUGCCCGUCUGCGCAAUGCAUGGCUGUGCCGUGACUACUAUAGAGGGUAUUGGCAGCACUCGGACACGUUUACAUCCCGUACAGGAACGUCUGGCGAAGGCGCAUGGCAGUCAAUGUGGUUUUUGUACACCGGGCAUUGUUAUGUCCAUGUAUGCACUAUUGCGAAGUAUGCCUUUACCAUCGAUGAAAGAUCUAGAGGUGGCUUUUCAAGGCAAUCUUUGCCGUUGUACUGGUUAUCGCCCCAUUUUGGAGGGUUAUAAAACUUUUACCAAAGAAUUUAGCUGUAGCAUGGGUGAGAAAUGCUGCAAGUUGCAAAGCAAUGGAAAUGAUGCAGAAAAGAAUGGCGAUGAUAAGCUGUUUGAGAGAAGUGCAUUUUUGCCCUUCGAUCCGAGCCAAGAACCGAUCUUUCCACCAGAACUGCAUUUAAACUCACAAUUUGACGCUGAAAAUCUACUUUUUAAAGGGCCGCGUUCCACUUGGUAUCGGCCGGUGGAGCUUUCGGAUUUGCUAAAGCUGAAAUCGGAGAAUCCACAUGGUAAAAUUAUCGUAGGCAAUACAGAGGUUGGUGUGGAAAUGAAAUUCAAACAAUUUCUAUACACGGUGCACAUUAACCCGAUCAAAGUGCCUGAAUUGAAUGAGAUGCAAGAGUUGGAGGAUAGCAUUUUAUUUGGUUCCGCUGUCACCUUAAUGGAUAUUGAAGAAUAUCUGCGCGAACGUAUUGCGAAAUUGCCCGAACACGAAACGCGUUUCUUCCGUUGUGCCGUGAAAAUGUUGCACUACUUUGCCGGCAAACAAAUUCGUAAUGUGGCCUCGCUCGGUGGCAACAUCAUGACGGGCAGUCCGAUUUCCGACAUGAAUCCCAUAUUGACGGCAGCUUGUGCUAAGCUCAAAGUGUGUAGUUUAGUCGAAGGAAGGAUAGAAACUCGCGAAGUAUGCAUGGGUCCCGGUUUUUUUACUGGUUAUCGUAAGAAUACAAUACAACCGCAUGAAGUCUUGGUUGCUAUACACUUUCCGAAGAGCAAGAAAGACCAACAUUUCGUCGCCUUCAAACAAGCGCGCCGUAGGGACGAUGACAUUGCUAUUGUAAAUGCUGCUGUAAAUGUAACAUUUGAGUCAAAUACCAAUAUCGUACGACAAAUCUAUAUGGCCUUUGGUGGCAUGGCGCCCACAACGGUUAUGGCGCCAAAAACGUCACAAAUCAUGGCCAAGCAAAAAUGGAAUCGUGUGCUGGUUGAGCGUGUCUCCGAGAGUUUGUGUGCGGAAUUGCCACUAGCGCCAACCGCACCGGGUGGCAUGAUCGCGUAUCGCCGUUCGUUGGUGGUGAGUUUAUUCUUUAAAGCCUAUUUGGCAAUCAGUCAAGAAUUAGUUAAAUCCAACGUCAUUGAAGAGGAUGCAAUACCAGAACGAGAGCAGAGUGGCGCUGCAAUCUUUCACACACCUAUUUUGAGAAGUGCGCAACUCUUUGAGAGAGUAUGUGUCGAACAGUCAACAUGUGAUCCCAUUGGCCGACCAAAGGUGCAUGCCUCGGCAUUCAAGCAAGCAACGGGUGAAGCAAUUUACUGUGAUGAUAUACCACGUCAUGAGAACGAGCUGUAUCUUGCACUGGUGCUCAGCACCAAGGCACAUGCGAAAAUUGUGUCCGUCGACGCAAGCGAUGCGCUCAAACAGGCUGGGGUACAUGCUUUCUUUUCUAGUAAAGAUAUAACUGAGUACGAAAAUAAAGUUGGCUCUGUGUUUCACGAUGAAGAAGUCUUCGCUUCCGAACGAGUUUACUGUCAAGGGCAGGUGAUUGGUGCUAUUGUGGCAGAUAGUCAAGUGUUGGCACAACGUGCCGCGCGUCUAGUGCACAUCAAAUACGAAGAGCUCACGCCUGUUAUUAUCACAAUUGAGCAGGCUAUCAAGCAUAAAUCAUACUUUCCAAAUUAUCCACAAUACAUUGUGCAGGGUGAUGUGGCUACAGCGUUUGAGGAAGCUGAUCACGUCUAUGAAAACAGCUGUCGUAUGGGUGGCCAAGAACAUUUCUACUUGGAGACAAACGCUUGUGUAGCCACACCGCGAGAUAGUGAUGAAAUUGAACUGUUCUGUUCGACCCAAAAUCCCACCGAAGUACAAAAACUUGUAGCGCACGUCUUAUCUGUGCCGUGUCACCGCGUCGUGUGUCGGUCUAAGCGUUUAGGGGGAGGAUUUGGUGGCAAGGAGUCUCGUUCUAUUAUCUUGGCACUUCCGGUGGCCUUGGCAAGCUAUCGGCUACGAAGACCCGUGCGUUGUAUGCUGGAUCGAGAUGAAGAUAUGAUGACAACAGGCACAAGACAUCCUUUUCUCUUCAAGUACAAAGUGGGUUUUACCAAAGAGGGUUUGAUAACGGCUUGUGAUAUUGAAUGUUACAAUAAUGCCGGCUGCUCAAUGGAUCUGUCAUUUUCGGUUUUGGAUCGUGCAAUGAACCAUUUCGAAAACUGUUAUCGCAUACCCAAUGUGAAAGUCACUGGUUGGGUGUGCAAAACGAAUUUACCGUCUAAUACGGCAUUUCGAGGAUUUGGUGGGCCGCAGGGCAUGUUCGCCGCGGAGCACAUCGUCAGAGAUGUGGCGCGCAUUGUGGGCAAGGAUUAUUUGGAUAUAAUGCAAAUGAAUUUUUAUAGAACUGGAGAUUACACACACUACAAUCAGAAAUUGGAAAAUUUCCCCAUUGAAAAAUGCUUCACUGAUUGCCUGAAUCAGUCGGAGUUCCAUAAGAAGCGCUUGGCUAUUGAAGAAUUUAACAAAAAUAACCGUUGGCGCAAACGUGGUAUCGCGCUUGUGCCCACCAAAUAUGGUAUCGCCUUCGGUGCUAUGCAUUUGAAUCAAGCCGGCGCGCUCAUAAAUAUAUACGGUGACGGUUCAGUAUUGCUUUCACAUGGCGGCGUCGAGAUCGGGCAAGGUCUGCACACCAAAAUGAUUCAAUGUUGUGCGCGUGCAUUGGGUAUACCAACCGAACUGAUACAUAUAGCCGAAACAGCAACCGAUAAAGUACCCAAUACAUCACCGACUGCCGCCAGUGUUGGCUCCGAUAUAAAUGGCAUGGCUGUGCUUGAUGCAUGCGAGAAGCUAAACCAGCGACUCAAACCGAUUAGAGAAGCCAACCCGAAAGCCACGUGGCAGGAGUGGAUAAGUAAAGCAUAUUUUGAUCGUAUAAGCCUAUCGGCAAACGGUUUUUACAAAAUGCCCGAUGUUGGUGAUGAUCCAAAGACAAAUCCAAAUGCACGUACUUACAAUUAUUUUACAAAUGGUGUUGGCGUAUCAGUAGUUGAAAUUGAUUGCCUUACUGGUGACCAUCAAGUAUUGAGCACAGAUAUCGUCAUGGAUAUUGGCUCGAGUUUGAAUCCAGCAAUCGAUAUUGGUCAAAUCGAAGGCGCUUUUAUGCAAGGCUAUGGUUUAUUUGUUUUGGAAGAACUUAUUUAUUCACCACAGGGUGCACUCUAUUCACGGGGACCAGGCAUGUACAAGCUACCAGGAUUUGCAGAUAUUCCGGGUGAAUUUAAUGUAAGCCUACUGACUGGCGCACCUAAUCCAAGAGCUGUUUAUUCUUCAAAGGCUGUUGGAGAACCUCCCUUAUUCAUUGGCAGUACCGUAUUUUUUGCUAUAAAGGAAGCUAUUGCCGCUGCGCGCGCCGAACGCGGUUUGAGUAUCACUUUCGAGCUGGACGCUCCGGCGACUGCUGCGCGUAUUCGAAUGGCGUGUCAGGACGAAUUUACCGAUUUGAUUGAACAACCGUCGCCUGGAACUUAUACUCCUUGGAAUGUUGUGCCAUGAAAUGUAAAUGCAAAACUGAUUGGAUUGGCCAAAGGGUUUCACACCAUAAGAAUUUUUUAGGAUAAUUUUUUAAAAUACAUUACAGAUGUAUACAGCACUGAUUGAAAUACAGCAUGCAAUUCUGAUUCCAGAA
This is a messenger RNA of Ceratitis capitata (Mediterranean fruit fly), 4399 nucleotides long. It is a transcript of the gene ry, whose product is annotated as xanthine dehydrogenase. Lineage: Eukaryota; Metazoa; Arthropoda; Insecta; Diptera; Tephritidae. The record is from RefSeq and is marked provisional. Gene Ontology annotation, biological process: DNA repair. Gene Ontology annotation, molecular function: molybdopterin cofactor binding; xanthine dehydrogenase activity; methylated-DNA-[protein]-cysteine S-methyltransferase activity.